GGAAGGAGCGGGAUCAACGGCAGCGGCUCGAGUAUAGCAGCCUGGUUCGUAUCGGAUCAUCCAUUGACCGAGCCUGCCUGUCUGACGGCCACCGACACAGCGGCCGGUUGGCCGCCUGCCUGACUGCGGUGGCCCGGAAAGCAGGCUGCAGCAACCCCCGAGCCUGGAACAAAAGCAGGCGAUCACGCUAAGGGAGACCCGAGUAAUGGAGGAGUGCAAGUUGAAAGCAGUCACUCCAGCGAAGAAACUGGUCCAAGCACGAUUGCCUUUUAAACGUCUCAAUCCUGUACCAAAGCCAGAAAAUGAACAGACUACUGAUACUAAGCGGGCAAAAAUUUCUACUAAUGCACCUGAGCAACUGGCGGCAGUCAAAUUGAUUGCAUCUGAUGAAGAUGUUGAAAAUGACUGCAAAAUAAACUUGGAUGGCCAAACUGGAAAUUCUGCAACAGUGGAUGGGGACCUGACUCCCUGCAAACUUGUUAAUGGGAAAGGACCUCUUGAUGAUUUCUUGCAAACCAUUGAGAAGAAUGCCAUGGUUAAGAUGCACACUAGUGAACACCAUUCCACAAUUGACUUAACAUGUGAUUCUAGCAAUGAAGUUUUGGACAGCAUAGACACAGGUGUAAAACUUCUGGCUUGUGAAAAAGAGCUAAAUGAGAAAACAAAUGUUGGUUCUGAAAGAAAAUGUAACUGGCUUGGUGGCCUGAAGUCUAGUGAAAGUAAAGAGUUAAAUUCCAGAAGUUCAGCCCCUGGCCAGAUCAUCAGGGAAAAUAAACCUUAUCAAGGACAAGAAAUUGAAAGCAAUAGCCCAAUUGUGAACAGUGGCUUGAGAGGCAGGGUGCCAGUGGUGGUUUUAAAAGACAUAAUGGCUGACAAGGCCUGCUGGACUGGGAAUCUAGAGAAGGGCAUAGUGCAAGUAGGAGGACCUGGGGCAUUUACAAAUGAAAGCAGUGAGUCACCCAUCAGUUCUCUAUCAAGUUCUAUUUUGGCUACUGAUAGCUCACCAGAAGCAAGGUCUCCAGCGGAUGAAGGAAGUCCCAGAUCUGCAUUCUCAACAUCUGGAAGCAAGGUUACACAAACACCAAAGUUGCAGGGCAAGAGACUCAAGCAGCAACAGGAACGUGAACAGAAAAGGCUAAAACUAAAAAUAGAAAAGGAAGAGCGGGAGCGUGCAAGAGAAGAGGCCAGACUUGCCAAAGAACGUGCAAAGGAAGAAGCUAAGAGGAAAAAGGAUGAGGAAAAAGAACAAAAAGACAAGGAAAGGAGAGAGAAAAAAGAGAAAGAAGAAAAAGAAAAAGCAGAACGGCUAAGAUUAAAGGAAGAAAGACGGAAAGAAAAACAAGAUGCAUUGGAGGCAAAAUUGGAAGAAAAGAAAAAGAAGGAAGAGGAGAAACGGUUGAAAGAAGAAGAAAAACGUUUGAAGGCAGAGAAAGUUAAAGAGAUUUCAGAAAUAACAAGAUUCUUCCAAAAACCAAAGGCUCCACAAGCCCCUAAGACUCUAGCUGGAUCUUGUGGGAAGUUUGCCCCUUUUGAAAUCAAAGAACACAUGGCACUUGCUCCAACAAGCCGGAUAUACUUAGAUCAAGAAGAUCUUGAACAGUUAGAUGAAUUGCUCGAACGUCAGAGUUUUAAUUCUAAUUACAUUAAAGAAUUGCACAACCAGAAACCAAGAACAUCAGGACCUACAAGUCCUAAGAUAAGCAUCACUGAUGAGAAUUUGUGCAGCAAUGAUGUGAUUGUGAUUGACACUAAUGUAAGUAGUGGAAUCAUUGAGCGGAAAAAGUUUUGCAGGAUGAAGUUACUACAGUUUUGUGAAAAUCACCGUCCUGCCUACUGGGGAACCUGGCAGAGGAAAAGUACAAAGGUGAACCCUCGGAAUCCUUUGGCUAAAGAUGAGCACUUGUUGGAUUAUGAAGUGGAUAGUGACGAUGAAUGGGAGGAAGAAGAACCUGGUGAAUCUCUCUCCCACAGUGAAGGAGACGAUGAUGAUGAAGCAGACGAUGAAGAUGAUGAUGAUGGAUUUUUCGUCCCUCAUGGCUAUCUGUCUGAAGGAGAAGGUGCAACUGAUGAAGAAGGUGAAAAUCCUGAAAAGCAGAAAAUUCGUCAGAAAAUGAAAGCAAAGGAAUGGGAUGAAUUGAUGAAAGGAAAGAAAUUUCAGGUGCUGCAGCCUACCCUGAUCGGAUGUUUUUGGGAGAGCAACAGUACUGUUUUACAGAGUUCGGCCAUGAAGAUACUUCAACAAUUUUCAGUCUGUCUGUUUGAAAACCAAAUGGAGGAUGAACAGAUACAAGAAAUACACAAUGGAAAGUUAAAAGAGGAACAAAUAUUAAUAAGUCUGCUUCCACUUCUUCAUGGAAAUGUGAAUGGCAGAAAGGCCAUUAUCAAAGAAUUUCAGGAAUGGUACAAACAGAAACCUUCUGCACACAUGCUUGCAUUUGCUGCUUCUGAUUCCUCGGGUCCUGUAGGAUCUGAUGCCUCCAGACCUCAGACUCCUACAGUGGAUGAUGACUUGACCAUUCCAUCCAAGGCAAAAUUGCAGCGGCUUAUUUCAGAAAAUGGAGUGUAUGAGAAAAGAACAGCUUUCAGGCUGAAGUGCUGGUAUGUACAUGAAGAGGUGCUAAAAAAAUUUAGGAUGGAGAAUCUUCCUGUUCCAGGACAGUGGCAUUAUCUCACACAAGUCCAAUCUGCAGUCAAGGAGGAAAAUACCAUUCCAGCAGGAAGUGGACAGAAUUCUCCUUGUUUGGGAAGGAAUACAGGGCAAUGUUUAACUGGCUCAAGCAAGAGGAAAGCUGCUGGAAGUAUGUCAAUCAAACAGUUUAUGCACAAGUUUGCUGAUGGUCAGGCUGAAGUAAUGGAGACAGAUGGUUUUCAAGCAGAUACAGAAGAGGAUGAUGAUGCAGACUGUGUUAUUGUUGAAGUACACACAAAUAGUCCUGCUCCAAACAGAGAAGAGAGUAAGGAGCAAUCCGCAGACUUAUGCGCUGGAUUGGUGAAGAGAGAAGAAAUGCCAAACAGAUCUAUCUCUGGACUGGUCAGCAGUGAGGCACAGCCUGUCGUGUUGUGUUGUGGUUUAGCAGCUGGUGAUGCUCAGUCCACAGAGCCGAGCUCAGACCUGGCCACUGAAGAGACAAUGGACAUUGAACCCUGUGAAAAUGCUGCUGUCAAACUUCCCAACAGACCCUGAAUUGAUUUAAGAUAUAUAUAUAUAUACUAACAGCUGUAUGUAUGUAGGCUACUUUUUAGAAACUUUUUAAAACAACAUUUUUUUCUGUAUCAUUUCAUAAACAUCAACUUAAAAUACUUGAAGUUCUGUUUAAAAAAAAAAUAAAAUGGCACUUUUGCAA
Molecule: messenger RNA, 3344 nt
Organism: Stegostoma tigrinum
Lineage: Eukaryota; Metazoa; Chordata; Chondrichthyes; Orectolobiformes; Stegostomatidae
Gene: chaf1a
Product: chromatin assembly factor 1, subunit A (p150)
Exons: 15
Coding region: 206-3184 (992 amino acids)
Biological process (GO): nucleosome assembly
Cellular component (GO): nucleus; CAF-1 complex
Source: RefSeq, a predicted model, not a curated record